AUGCCAGCUGAAAUUAUGGCCGAAAGCACUGCCACGAAUGGUGGUCCCCGUAAGCAAUACGAAAGAACGCGAUUGCAGUCCGAGAACCCGUUCGCUGCUCUCAUUCCUGAGCAGCAGCUAGCGAUCGUUCCAGAAUUCACCCUUGAGUCCGGGGUUACACUUUAUAACCUUCCCGUCGCUUAUACAACUCGCGGCAAGCUCAACGAUGAGGGAAACAAUGCUAUGGUGAUCUGCCAUGCACUCACUGGAAGCGCCGAUGUAAGCGACUGGUGGGGCCCUCUACUCGGAGGUCCUGGUCGAGCCUUCGAUACCUCAAGAUUUUUCAUUGUCUGUAUGAACAGUCUGGGUAGUCCCUAUGGCACUGCAAGCCCGGUGACAGCAAAGGAUAACGACCCAAGCAAGGGUCGAUAUGGACCUGAGUUCCCGCUGACCACCAUUCGCGAUGAUGUCAACCUGCAUAAGCUCGUCUUGGAUGACCUAGGCGUGAAGCAGCUUGCUGCUGUUGUUGGAGGAUCUCUUGGCGGCAUGUUCGUGCUCGAGUGGGCGUACUUUGGCAAAGACUAUAUCCGCUGUAUCGUCCCCAUUGCCACAUCAAGCAGGCACAGUGCCUGGGGUAUCAGCUGGGGUGAAGCUCAGCGACAGAGCAUCUACGCUGACCCCAAGUACGAUGAUGGGUAUUACUCGUUUGAUGACCCUCCUUCAACUGGUUUGGGGGCGGCUCGUAUGUCUGCCCUGCUCACGUAUCGAAGUCGCAACUCCUUCGAGUCAAGAUUCGGACGAAACAUUCCCGAUCCUUCCAAGGUCCAGACUAUUGGCGGCCGGCCACGCCCCUCGACUCCUUCAGAGGCACACUUCAACAUUCACAAUGACGGCCAUGUUGUCAAGCGCACAUCCAUUUCUCGCCAAGGCAGCACAACUGAUGCUGCACCGAGCUCUCAGACACCCGCAGGACCCGAUGACGUUGCGGAUCCUCAGUUCCAUGGACCUAGCAACGGCAGCCUUACUGGAGGAGAUCUGCCGCAAUCGCACUACUUCUCUGCUCAAUCGUAUCUGCGAUACCAAGGCCGUAAAUUUGUUUCGCGAUUCGACAGCAACUGCUACAUUGCCAUGACUCGUAAGCUUGACACACAUGAUGUGUCCCGCAACCGAGCCGACACUAUCGCAGAUGCACUAGCUAUGAUCCAGCAGCCUACACUUGUUUUGGGAAUUGAAAGCGAUGGCCUCUUUACGUUUGCUGAACAAGAGGAGAUCGCGAAACAUGUUCCCAAGGCACGACUCGAGCGAAUCGAUAGUCCAGAGGGCCACGAUGCGUUCUUGUUGCAGUUCGAGCAGGUCAACAACUAUGUCCUUUCAUUCUUCAAGGAAGUUUUGCCUGACAUCAUGUCCAAGGAUGGUUCCGAACCUGAGGAUGCUAGCGUUGGACAGAUCACCAAGUCAAGCACAUUUGGUGAAGCUGAGGUCGAGGAUAUCACUGCCUGGUAA
Fusarium sp. VM40 is the source of this 1482-nucleotide messenger RNA. The record is from the annotation of a GenBank genome assembly. NCBI's taxonomy places the organism in Eukaryota, Fungi, Ascomycota, Sordariomycetes, Hypocreales, Nectriaceae.